AUGACGCUUGUACCACCGAUUCCUACAGGAGAAGCUGAGGAUGAACAUCAGAGUGCCGGCAGUGAAGCCUCAAGUCAAUUGUCGAUGGAGAGUGAUUCUGAGGGCGCGAUCGUAAACACUGCAACACAAGAAUUGGUCGACGCGGUCGAGCAGGCCAUGGCCGAAGCACCACAAGGCCAACCAACGCAAAACGAGGAAGAAGAAGAAUAUUCACUUGGAAUUGACCUCUUCGCAGAUUUCCCCCCACCUCAAGUCUCGUUGCCCCCUCCCUCACCGCAUCCUGAUCUUCCACCGCUUCCACAGAUCACGGCACCUCCUGAAGUUUCACCCAAUGAAGAAGCUCAGAGCGAUGACGAAGACGGUGCGUCAACCUCGGACGAGGAUGCGGAUGAAUUACAACUCGAGAUAUUGAAGAAGCCUUAUUGUGCCUUUAUCACUUCAAAUCACUACAAAGAGCAUUCACCUAAGCCAUCCACCGCCCAACGUCCCCGGCCCUUGCUCAUCGUCACAAAAGAGGAAAUCUACCUCUUCCAGAGCCCCUCGGCCCAUCGUUGA
Molecule: messenger RNA, 555 nt
Organism: Didymosphaeria variabile
Lineage: Eukaryota; Fungi; Ascomycota; Dothideomycetes; Pleosporales; Didymosphaeriaceae
Exons: 2
Coding region: 1-555 (184 amino acids)
Source: RefSeq, a predicted model, not a curated record